Molecule: messenger RNA, 795 nt
Organism: Symbiodinium sp. CCMP2592
Lineage: Eukaryota; Dinophyceae; Suessiales; Symbiodiniaceae
Source: the annotation of a GenBank genome assembly
AUGGCACCUGCCCUUGAUCUGGAGCUUCGGGAGCUUCUGGAGAAGUUGCACAGGGAGGUGAUACAACGCUUCGACAAGCAGGAAGACCUGAUUCGGCGAGAGCAUCUCCGGCGACCCGACGUGAUCUCACUUGCGAGAUCACACUCGCCCCCGUCGGGGCCCCAAUCACCCCUUUCAGCGCCUCAAUCGCCUCGGCUCUCUCCAGUCCGGGAAAUGCAGGAGGAAUCCGAGACUUCGACAACGAAGCCUCGAAGGUCGAAGUAUUCGCAGAGUGCGGACAAGCCCCACCGGCCUUCCUAUCGGCCCUAUUUCCACACUUUCACGCAGGCGGAUUUGGCUUUGAAGCAGCGAGCUGCUGAUGUGGACAGCAAGCGAACGCGGCGCCUUUUUCAGGCCAAGAGCUCCCUGGAAGGUAUCGAGCACGACGAGAGGCGCAGGGGUCUUCAACGGCUGAUUGACCACGCGGCAUUCGAUGGAUUCUUCGCGCUUCUUGUGGUGACGAACACGAUCUUCAUCGGCAUUGAGGUUCAGGAGACGAUGUCCAAUACGGGUGUCCGACCUACGAUCUUCUACGUGGUGCAGUAUAUCUACACCGCCUUGUUCACCAUUGAGCUGAUCCUGCGAGUUGCGGCUGAAGGGUACCGACUAUUUCUCGACGAGGAGUGGAUGUGGGCCUGGUUGGAUCUGGUGGUGGUCGCAAGCAGCGUUGCCGAGGUGGGCUUCAACAUCGUUGAAUCACAGGGUGGGACGGACAUGACCCCGGGCCUGAUUGGCAGAUAUUACAUCAGUUGCUGA